Molossus molossus (Pallas's mastiff bat) is the source of this 2916-nucleotide messenger RNA. RefSeq names its product KASH domain containing 5 (gene KASH5). Gene Ontology annotation, cellular component: meiotic nuclear membrane microtubule tethering complex; nuclear outer membrane; lateral element. The transcript is spliced from 20 exons. The record is from RefSeq and is a predicted model, not a curated record. NCBI's taxonomy places the organism in Eukaryota, Metazoa, Chordata, Mammalia, Chiroptera, Molossidae. Bases 173 to 1891 code for a protein of 572 amino acids. Gene Ontology annotation, molecular function: dynein complex binding. Gene Ontology annotation, biological process: homologous chromosome pairing at meiosis; chromosome localization to nuclear envelope involved in homologous chromosome segregation; telomere localization.
CGCACUUCCAUCGCGGGCAACUGCCGGUCGUUAUUCGGGGCCCUCGGCUGUGUUCCGGGCGUGGGACGUGACCCCAGGAGCUCUCAGAGCAGCCUGUUCCUUUUUGAUCCCUCCCACUGAUGGAGGAAGGCUGUUAGCUUCGCCAGCAACUGCGGAGCGACAAAGGUGGCCUAUGGACCUACCAGAGAGCCCUGCAGGUGGGCCCGAUACACAAAUGUACCUCUGGGACCAGCCAGAAGAGAGGCGCCUGGGGACACUGCUCAACUUAGAGGAGCAAAUACUUAACUCCACUUUCGAAGCUUGUGAUCCCCAGAGGACAGGCUCUGUGGCUGUGACCCACGUACUAGCCUACCUGGAGGCUGUGACAGGACGAGGCCCCCAGGAUGCACGCCUCCAAACACUGGCCUGCAGCCUAGACCCCAACAGGGAGGGCCCUCAGGCCACCGUGGACUUGGACACCUUCCUGGUCGUCAUGCGGGACUGGAUCACUGCCUGUCAGCUGGAUGGAGGAUUAGAGCUGGAAGAGGAGACUGCCUUCGAGAGGCCCCUUACCUCCCAGCAACUGCCAUCUGAAUGCCCAGACACCGAGGAGCCAGCCAACCUGGAGAGCUUCGGAGGCGAAGACCCCAGACCUGAGCUGCCAGGCACAGCUGAUCUUCUGAGCAGCCUGGAGGACCUGGAGCUCAGUAACCGCAGGCUGGUGGGGGAGAACGCCAAACUGCAGCGCAGCGUGGAGACGGCUGAAGAGGGGUCUGCCCGUCUCGGGGAGGAGAUCUUGGCCCUGCGCAAGCAGCUCCGAAGCACCCAGCAGGCUCUGCAGUUUGCCAAGGCCAUGGAUGAGGAGCUGGAGGACCUGAAGAGUCUGGCCAAGAGCCUGGAGGAACAGAAUCACAGUCUUCUGGCCCAGGCCCGGCAGACAGAAAAGGAGCAGCAGCAUCUGGUGGCUGAAAUGGAGACUCUGCAGGAGGAGAAUGGGAAGCUACUGGCUGAGCGGGAUGGAGUGAAGAGGAGGACUGAGGAGCUGGCCAUGGAGAAGGAUGCUUUAAAGCGACAGCUCUGUGAGUGUGAACACCUCAUUUGCCAACGGGACUCCGACCUCUCUGAGCGCACUUGCCACGCGGAGACUCUGGCCAAGACCUUGGAAGAGUACAGAACAACAACUCAGGAACUGAGGCUGGAAAUCUCACACCUAGAGGAGCAGCUGAGUCAGAUCCAAAAGGGGCCAGAUGAGCUACCCGUAGGGGCUCAGGCAAGAAGAGUGGGCUGGACCAAGCUGCUGCCCCCAUCGCUGGGCAUGGAGAUCCAGGCCAUUCAGCAGAAACAACUUCCCUCCCAGAAACAAGAAGAGGCAGCCACCGAUCUCUCCAGCCCUCUGUGUGGGGUGUGGCAGUGGGAGGAGGACAUCAGUGAGAGUGAUGAGGACGCGGACUUUCUACCUGAAGCCCCAACCGAAGGACAGAGAAAUUUCCAGGGAGAGCCAGCAUACCCUCAUGAAAGAAGGAAGGAGCGAUCGAUAUGGUUGCCCAGAAGAGAGGAAGAGGAGGAAGCAGAUAUCCAAGUCACGGCUGAUCUCUCCAUCCCUCUGGGAGACCCUCACCCUGGAGACAUUCCAAGAAGCCCUCCUGAGAGCAGCCCCGCCCAGCCAGACCUGCAGCAAGCUCUGGUGCCUGUGGAGAAGAAGCUGAUCCCAGUCAGGAGGCCAGUCUGGGGCCAGCUCUGCCUGUGCCCCCUGCAUCCCCAGCAGCUCAGGGUUACUGGGCACCCGCUGAUCCCGGCACCUGUCCUGGGUCUCCUGUUGCUGCUGCUGCUCUCCAUUCUGCUGCUGGGUCAGUCCCCGCCCCCCACCUGGCCCCACCUCCAGCUCUGCUACCUCAGGCCCCCACCGGUGUGAGCCAUGCUCUUCCCUUGAGAGCAACGUCUAGUUCAGUGAAUUCCUCAGGCUCUUUUUACUGUUGUUCCUAUUGUUAUGUCACUGUUAUCUGGGAUUACCCCAGUACUGAGACCCCAGAUGCAGUACUCCAUGAUCCCUGUACAGGGUCUUUUUGUGAAGUCUCUUGGUUUUUUUAUGUUGGCAAAUACAUUUCUUAACAAUAGCAAAACACACCCAAUAAUGGAGUAAGCACUAGGGGUUUAUUCUCCUCACUAAACAAGCCUGGAGAACAGCAGUAGGCCCACGGUCCAGUCUCCACAGCCUCGGGGCCAGCACGCUGUGAUUCUCUGUGAUUUUCCUGGCCCUUCUCUCAUGCUCAGAGGAUGGCGGGCAUUGUAGCUUCAUACGUCAUAUCUGCAGAGAGAAGGGGACACGUUCCUUCUUUUUUUGUAAAGAAAAGCAGUAGCCUUCCCAGAGCCAGCAGCAGACCUGUGUUUAUGUCUUGUUGGCCAGACUGUUGGGCGUCAUCACCCCUAGCUGCAAGGGAGGCCAAGCGCCUCUCCUGGCAGAAAGAGGGAGAAAGAGAUGUGGGCCAGGCACACACCACAGAUGGUCCACUACAGUGCAAACAGCCAGCAGGAGGUGGACCAGUGUGCCAUUUGUUCACUCCUCCGACACGUAGAGAUCAUCUAUUUGCCACAGCUAGAACUUAGAAGAUAAAGUUGUAGAGAAACAGGCCUCCAGUGCCAGGGUGAGGAGCGUUCAUUUUCCCCAAGGAUGAUGGGAACUUUAUAGGUUUUGUUGCUUGUUUUUGAUUACUUAUGCUUUAAUUGAGGUGUAAUUUACAUACAGAUAAAUGGACAAAUCUUAAGUAUUAGCUGGAUGAAUUUUUGCAUAUGUAAACACUCGAAAACAAAACCCAACCCAGUUCAAGAUAUAGAACAGUUUCAGCACCACAGAGGCUUUCUUGGGAGAGUUUUGAGCAAGGGUGGGACAGAGUCACACCUGUUUAAAGACAGAUAGUGACCGGCUGGUGUGGCUCAGUG